AUGGGUAUCCUGCCUGAAGCUCGCGUCCAUUCAGUUCGUGCGUUUUCUAGUGUGGGCACGGAUUACGGAGGACCAUACCUCAUCAAGGAGUGUAAGAGGCGAAACACGAAAACCACUAAAGUCUACAUUGCGCUAUCCGUUUGUAUGGCUACCAAAGCCAUACAUGUUGAAAUUGUUUCCGAUUUGACAGCCGACGCGUUUCUCGCCGCUCUAGAUCGAUUUGUCGCCCGCCGCGGUGUACCAGCACAUGUGUAUUCAGAUUGCGGCACAAACUAUGUUGGUGCUGCUAGACAGUUAAAACAGAUAUUUCGGGAUAAAACCGUCCAAGCCCAGGUGUCCACUCAUGUCGUUUGUGAUUGGCAUUUUAACCCACCUGCCACGCCGCAUUUUGGUGGCCUCUGGGAGGCGGGCAUCAAAGGCGUGAAAUUCCACUUGAAACGAGUGAUUGGCACUCAAGUGCUUACCUACGAAGAGCUCGAGACAUUGUGUGUUCGAAUUGAGGGAAUUCUUAACUCACGCCCCCUCACUCCAGCGUCGAUGGACCCACAUGAUCACACUGCCUUGACCCCUGGACAUUUCCUCAUCGGACAACCAAUCAUGGAAGUACCAGAAGUAACCCUCAGCGAGGUUCCGAUGAAUCGACUGACACGUUGGCAGCUUCUUCGACAAAUGCAUCAGUCGUUCUGGAAGCGAUGGUCACGGGAGUACUUGAAUACACUACAGGGGCGUCAGAAAUGGACUACUAUCCAGGAUAACCUUAAGGUGGGUGAUCUUGUCAUUGUGGAUGCUCCAAAUCAGCCUCCUUCCGUGUGGCGGAUGGGACGUAUUACAGCUGUUCAUCCAGGUCCAGACCAAAUCGUCCGCGUAGUUACCAUCAUCACACAAGAUGGGGAGAUGAAGAGACCGGUGGUCAAAGUUGUUAAACUGCCAACAGAUAAGUAG
Molecule: messenger RNA, 942 nt
Organism: Aphis gossypii (cotton aphid)
Lineage: Eukaryota; Metazoa; Arthropoda; Insecta; Hemiptera; Aphididae
Exons: 1
Coding region: 1-942 (313 amino acids)
Biological process (GO): DNA integration
Molecular function (GO): nucleic acid binding
Source: RefSeq, a predicted model, not a curated record